Messenger RNA from Nezara viridula (southern green stink bug), 2882 nucleotides. The record is from the annotation of a GenBank genome assembly. Lineage: Eukaryota; Metazoa; Arthropoda; Insecta; Hemiptera; Pentatomidae.
GAGAACAUAUGGAAGUAAAUGAUCGAGUUCACAUGGUUCAGUUUUUAAAAAAAUCCUCUUUUGUAGUUCGUGUUGCUUAUAAUUAGAUAUAUAUAUAUCUAAAAAUAAAUAGUGUUAACGAAUUUCAUGUCCAAGUAGGCUUCAGUGUUUCUCCAGACGUGCUUAUUAUAUUUUGUUUUUGAGAUUUAUUUGUGGAUAAGUCGCGAUGGGUGAUAAUGAUGAGUCUAUAUUAGUGUUUAAACACAAAUAAACAACAAUUUCCUUACAAGUUUAACCUAGCCCCAUCUGGAUAGCGAUGAAGAACUAAUGUGUAGCAUAUGGUCGGCCAACAUUGUCGCAAGCACUUCGACUUUGUUGAAAGAAUAAGCCCCACCUACACAAUAUCUAACCUUGCUUGAGUAUACUUCAACCAUUGGACCAACAUGGGACUCAACCACCAACUUGACUAUAGAUGUUCAUCAUCUUUAACAUCGCUAUCCACCAACCAUGUUGGUCGUCUUAUAGCCCCUUUACAAAUGGUAUCGUUGUGAAAUGAUUUCUCAAAUAGGGGGCGCCUAAAUAUUUUAUCACCUUUUAAGUCUACUUUUUUUAGAAUCUUUGACAUGCCGAAUAGAAAAGAUUUAUACUCAUAUAAUAACAAAACUUGUUCAAAUUGCUUUUCUUAACUUCCAACGAUUAACAUAUUUCUUUCGAAUGUCUUAAAUGGCGUGAGUAUUCGAGCAACAGCUGUUAUAUUUACAAAAUUAAUGGUGUGAAUAGGAAUUGAUAAAUUUUAACUUCCAUUUUUACUUGGGGGUGUCAAAAUUUGACCAGUUAUGAAAAGGAAAAGGGGGAAGUGGCCUGUCGAUUGAUGUUCGAUGUCUUUUAGAAGUAUAAGAAGCAGGCAGGAGUCAUGUAUCUACCGGCUCAACAGGGCCGCUCUUAUGCGGAUGGAAGAAGGGAAGAGAAAGGCGAUGACAAGAGAAGAGGGCUACUAUGACAACGGAACAAUCUGCGUACAAGUGGUUAAUCCACGGCAUCAAUUCAUCGAAAGCAACUCAAUAAGGGAACAUGAAAUAUACAGGACUGAUGAAGAUUCGAUAGAAGAGGGACCUAAAUUAAGGACAAGUGCGAAACAUCAUAGAAGAAGGAAUAGAGAUAACGCUUCAAUAAAUUCGUGUAAGUCAAGGACAAGUCGUCUGGAUAAACCAAAAGGACAUUCUUCUUCCAAUAGGAAGUUGCGGUCAGCGAAUAGAAGGAAGACUAGCACAAUUAGCAGUAAGCUAUCUGAAGUUGAGGAAAAGGAAUGGAAUGCAAGAAGAACAUCAAUCGGGAGUAAAGUAAACAGAACAUCCGCCGUACAAAGACCGAAGACACCUGGUGCGAGGACACCGGGCGCGAGGACCCGACUGCCGAGGCCAAGAACUCCACAUUCUAGUAGUCAUUCCUCAGAUGAGCAGCUCCAAGAAAGAACAGGUUUACCUCAUAAGACUAACAGAAUAAACGAUCAUGGAAACGUUACAUGGACUUCUUCACCUCCUACAUCGUUUAUAGUCAAUCCUGUUGAGAAUAGAAAAAGUGAAGAAGAUAUAACAAUCCCAAAACCUACGUUACUGGGCUCAAUCAUGGUCAAACCUUCUAAGGAAGCUGAAACCGAACGAAAACCUGCUCCUGAUCUUAAACAGAGCGAAAAAAGAACGCUACAUAUGAAUCCCAAACAGCCUUUUGACGAAUCCCUCUUGGUUAAACAACAAAAAAUGAAUGACAUGCUGUAUGAGCAUUUAAAGAGAGUUUCAAGAGGGUCCUCCACCGAAGAAGUAGAUCACGAGAAAUCUGUUAGGAAGAUGGAAAAGAGGUGCGGCGAAAGGUCGAGCAGCCGGAAGAGGAGCGGACCGACCAGAAAGCUCCACUUCAAGCCGCUACCCUCCACGGUCACCGUCAGCUCCGACCAGGAGGAGGUCAUUUCCAAGUGGAGGAAGCGGCUGGGCACCAGUUCCCCGCCCGCGCCCAACUAUCACAAGAUCGGUUCGCCGAUCAUUGCCUCAUCCUUCCUCAGAGACUCUCAUAUCUUAAGGGUGCAAGGCGUACCCAAUCAAGGGGGUAACGAAUCGGACAUCAAGCCGGAAAAAGACCCUCCAGACAUUAGUUUGGAAAAUCUCAGAUUUGAAAGGAUGGUGAGAGCCAAGACUGGUAAAAGGCCUAACGAAGUUUUAUCAGCCAGUGAAGAAAACGAAAUUUUUCAAAAAAUGGAAAUGAUGAAGACUAAAAAACAGAUUCAUUAUCUUGAAGAAUUAGCACGUGCAAAGAUGGAAAAACUUGAAGCGAUUCAGUGGAAGAAGAAAAGAGCUUUGGAAGAGGAGGCGGUGUUGAAUGAUAAGCUUGAAAAACUUUUGUAUAAGAUUCAAGAACUUAGGGAAAGUGAUUCGUUCGCUAAGCUAUUAGACAAGCAAACUCAAGUUUUUUCAAUGAAGAGGACUCGACCGACCGCUAAAUGACCUUGUUUGUCAUUCAGCCCUCAAAUAUUUAUUAUUAUAAAGUUUACAUAAAUCAUUCUCGAUAUGAGACUGAAUUUUAGUGCCUUCCAGGAAUAAAUAGAAGAGGAUUGAUUACAUUGAUUGAUAACACCCCAAUCGAACGAUAACAUAAUAUUCUUUGGUAUUAUUUAAUUGGCAUAAAUUAACAACACCUGUUAUCUGGCUCCUUUAUCCUCAUAUCUUUAAAGGAUAGAGUAAUUUCGUUUAAACAUUGUAAAUCAUCUUUAUUUAAUAAAUAAAUUAUUAAAUCUUUAUUUAUAAAGUUAGAUAAAUAUUUGAAGAUGUAUGUUCAUCUUCCAGUCUCUGUUUAUGUUUGAUCACAGGUCACAACGACUGAAAUUGAAAUACAAAAAAUAUUUAACAAACAUU